AUGAGCGGCUCAGUUGGAGACCUGGGCCUCCAGGAGCAGGAGGCGGUGGCCAAGUUUCGAGAGAACCUUCAGGACCUGCUACCCACCCUGCCCAAAACUGGUGACUAUUUUCUCCUGUGCUGGCUGGCUCCAAGGUGAGGCCGGACUUGGAAAUUUGACCUGCAGAAAUCUGAAGACAUGCUCCGCAAGCACAUGGAGUUCUGGAAGCAACAAGACCUGGACAACAUCCUUGUGUGGCAGCCCCCAGAGGUGAUCCAGCUGUAUGACUCAGGGGACCUGUGCGGCUAUGACUACGAAGGCUGUCCCGUGUGGUUUGACAUCACUGGGACCCUCGACCCCAAGGGCCUCUUACUCUCAGCCUUCAAGCAGGAGGUAAUCCGGAAGCGCAUCAAGGUCUGUGAGAUGCUUCUGUACCAGUGUGAGCUGCAGAGUGAGAAGUUGGGCAGGAAGAUCGAGACAGCGGUGAUGGUGUUUGACAUGGAGGGGCUGGGCCUGAAACACUCGUGGAAGCCUGCCGUGGAGGUCUACCAACAGUUCUUUGCCAUACUGGAAGCAAAUUAUCCUGAGACACUGAAGAAUUUAAUUGCUGUGCGAACCCCCAGACUUUUCCCCGUGGCCUUCAACCUGGUCAAGUCAUUCAUGAGUGAAGAGACACACAGGAAGAUAGUGAUUCUGGGAGCCAACUGGAAGGAGGAGUUGCUGAAGUUCAUCAGCCCUGACCAACUACCUGCAGAGUUUGGGGGGACCAUGACUGACCCUGAUGGCAACCCCAAGUGCCUGACCAAGAUACAGGGAAUCAACUACGGGGGUGAGGUGCCCAAGAGAUAUUACGUGCGCAACCAGGUGAAGAAGUAGUACGAGCAUACGGUGACUGUGGGCCGCGGCUCCUCCCUGCAGGUGGAGAACGAGAUCCUCUUCCCAGGAUGUGUGCUCAAGUGGCAGUUUGACUCAGAUGGGGGGGACAUUGGCUUUGGUAUCUUCCUGAAGACCAAGAUGGGGCAGCGACAGCGGGCAGGCAAGAUGGCAGAGGUGCCCAGCCAGCGUUACAAUGCUCACAUGGUGCCCGAGGACGGGAGCCUCACCUGCCUGAGGGCUGGCAUCUAUGUCCUGCGCUUUGACAACACCUACUGCCUGAUGCAUGGCAAGAAGGUCAGUUACACUAUGGAGGUGCUGCUCCCCGACAAGUCCUCCGAGGAGAAGAUACAGGGUCUUGAGGCAACAAGGCCCCCUCUCCAGCACAAUGAAGACCCCGGCCACCCCUGUCCCCUGCUGGCCACCCUCCGUGCAGCUCCUCACCCUCCAUGCAGCGAUAUCCAGAGCCCCUGA
Molecule: messenger RNA, 1326 nt
Organism: Trichechus manatus latirostris (Florida manatee)
Lineage: Eukaryota; Metazoa; Chordata; Mammalia; Sirenia; Trichechidae
Product: SEC14-like protein 4
Cellular component (GO): cytoplasm
Source: RefSeq, a predicted model, not a curated record